This is a messenger RNA of Quercus lobata, 875 nucleotides long. RefSeq lists its product as uncharacterized. NCBI's taxonomy places the organism in Eukaryota, Viridiplantae, Streptophyta, Magnoliopsida, Fagales, Fagaceae. The record is from RefSeq and is a predicted model, not a curated record. The transcript has 2 exons. Bases 197 to 520 code for a protein of 107 amino acids.
UAACAAAACUCAUUAAACAAAUUAUGAAUGCUCAAACACCCAAAUAAGAAAGUAUAAUCGUGGAACAUACACCCCUCGAUAUUCUUCUCUCACUCUCUCUCUCUCUCUCUCUCUAUAUAUAUGCUUAUCUAUCUCAGAAACUUCUGAACCUUUGUCCACUAUUGUGUUUCUUUUCCUUGAGAGUUGAGACCUCUCGAUGUCCAUUUUUGAGGGCUCUUGUACAGCUUCAUCCUUGGAAAGUUCCUCAUCAUCCAAUACUAGUACUGCUAGUCCGAGUAUUCAAAUGGUUUCAAAAUCGGUUUCUGAAAGGCUGCUAGGGAAGUUCUUUGAUGCAUCACAGUAUGACUUUGAUUAUGAGCAGAGUGGUUUGUGGUCUCCUCCAAUACAACGUAGGGCAUUCUUGGACUCACCAGGUAAAAUAUGCUCCCAAGAUGUCAUAUUCUCUAAACUUAAAAGAGCAAACAAAGCAUGGAACUGGAGACGCAUAUUUUGUUUCAACAUUGCCUUUUGGUGCUCUUAAAGACAAUGUUGGUGCCACCCUCACAAUGAUAUAUAUAUCCCAUCCACAAAGCCCCUUCUUUUCUCUAUACAUAUAUAUUAAUAUAAUCCCUCACAAUGUUGUGUAAAGCGCUAGAGAUACGCAUUCCAGCAAUCAACAAGUCGAGCUUGUCCAAAAAAGAAAAAAAAAAAUUUUACCGAUCAGUCAAAUUUCUAAGAGGUUUAAGUGAAAAUAGAACCUCUGAAUAUGUGUGAAUUUUUAUUUAUUUAUUUAUUUUUACAGCUACAUGUAUACAUAUAUGUAUUUUUAGUUUGAGUGGCUACAUGUAUUCAUAGAGAUCCUAAUUAUGUUAUAAUAUACUUGAAUCUUUUGUGCU